AUGACGGAGUCGGGAGAAAAGGGUGUGAGGAUUGUAUGGGUGUACCACAUUACUUGGCUAGUGAACUCAGCUUGUCAUGUAUGGGGAAAACAGGCAUGGAACACGGGUGACUUAUCCAGGAACAAUUGGUGGGUGGCAUUGCUUGCAUUUGGAGAGGGUUGGCAUAACAAUCAUCAUGCCUUUGAAUACUCUGCUUGUCACGGACUAGAAUGGUGGCAGAUCGAUAUGACAUGGUAUAUGGUGAGGUUUCUUCAAGCGAUUGGAUUGGCCGAUGAUGUCAAGGUUCCAACCGAGACUCACCAACAACGAAUGGCUUUUAACAACUAGAAAUUUAUUGCCAUUUUCUGAUGUCAGGUUUCCAUCUGAGUAUGCCAUUUACCUAAACAUCUUGGGUUAGGCCAAGAGAACUGACUCUGUUUUUGUUUGCUGAUAAAGCUGAAUUGAUCUUGUUAUUGAUACACAACUACCCAAGUGAUGCAAAAAUUACAUUUUCUGAAAUAUGACAACUUUUCAUCAUGGAGUUCUUCUUUUCCUCAUACAAUAAGACAGAUCAAAC
Ilex paraguariensis (yerba mate) is the source of this 556-nucleotide messenger RNA. The record is from the annotation of a GenBank genome assembly. NCBI's taxonomy places the organism in Eukaryota, Viridiplantae, Streptophyta, Magnoliopsida, Aquifoliales, Aquifoliaceae.